This is a messenger RNA of Gadus chalcogrammus (walleye pollock), 6790 nucleotides long. It is a transcript of the gene dedd2, whose product is annotated as death effector domain-containing 1. Gene Ontology annotation, biological process: extrinsic apoptotic signaling pathway via death domain receptors; regulation of apoptotic process; apoptotic process. Gene Ontology annotation, molecular function: DNA binding; protein binding. The coding region runs from base 991 to 2100 and encodes 369 amino acids. Gene Ontology annotation, cellular component: nucleolus. The transcript is spliced from 6 exons. The record is from RefSeq and is a predicted model, not a curated record. Lineage: Eukaryota; Metazoa; Chordata; Actinopteri; Gadiformes; Gadidae.
CUCGUACAGGAACCGAUCGGAGACCGGUUCAAAUAAAACGACACAGGGUGCUCUGAUUGGUCGGUGGUUUGUUAUUGCACUAGUAGAAUGCGUACGAGCAAAUACCAUGAAAAAAUACGGAUCUUAAAAUAACGUAACGGUGAGAAUUGAUAGGCUCUACAAUAUCCACAGUUAUGUGUGUAUUUAUACGCAGAAUCUUAUGAAAACAUAAGUUAAUGUGGAUCAGUUUCCUGACCGAGGAGUCAGCCCCUGGUAUGUUGUUAUGUUUCAGAUCAUCAGCUGGCCGCAGGGAAAGACAGCAUUCCCAAAUAUUUGCUUUUUGAAAUAUUUUUUACAUUUUACAUUUAGGGCAUUUAGCAGACGCUUGUAUCCAAAGCGACUUACAAUAAGUACAUUUGUCAUCAUGCAUCAAUAUAUCGCUGUCGGUACAAAAAGGAUGAUAGAACCAAGUGCAAUAAGGUUGACAUUGCAAACACGAUUACACUUGCUUCAUACUGAUUGCAGCCUACUUGCCCUGUCUCUGAGUCUUUAUAUCGACGAUAUGUCAACAUGUGAUUUAUUGGUUUUAUUAUUUGGUCUUGGUUGUUUGUGUUAUUUUUUUCCCCCUCUACAGGAACGUGAUCAGUUACGUAAUGAGAGAGAGCGCGUGAGAAAUAUACAUAUAUGUAUAGAUAUAGAUAUAUAUAGAGUGACAGAGUGACAGAGUGAGAGAGAGAGAGAGAGAGAGAGAGAGAGAGAGAGAGAGAGAGAGAGAGAGAGAGAGAGAGAGAGAGAGAGAGAGAGAGAGAGAGAGAGAGAGAGAGAGAGAUAAUUUGCUGCACCAGUUGCUGGGCGUGUAUGGAGCUGCUGCUUUCCUAUGGACACCGUGUGUAGUGAAACGACGACAAUAGUUUCACACUGCAGCAGAUUCACCUUCAGUCUUUCUAUCGGUUGGACUUGUUCGACGGCCAACCUGUCUGUUGAAAGCAGCUCUGGUCCACACGAAAAGCCAUGAGAGUAUCCUCGGACAUGGACUUCAUUCAGACCCCAAGCUACUGUCUCAAUGAUUCGUUUUACUGUGAUGAAACUGAAUGCCUCAACUACUACGAGAUGCUUUCCCUUCACGAGGUGUUCCAAAUAGUUGGCUCUCAACUGACAGUGGAGGAUAUUGAGGUGCUGUCGUGUCUGCUGGACGAAGCGUUUUGUGCACAACACCCCCUUGAUCCAGCAGCGUGGACAGUCAAGCCCUGCAAGGAAGACCCAACUGACCCAGGCGUGCCCCCUACUGCUGCGCUCCUUAGUGCGUGGAGGAGGUUGAAACCCCAGGGUAACCCAGGGAAUACGGCCUCCCUGCACACCCCUAAAAGCGGCCUGGAUCUGCUGCUGCAGCUGGAGAGACGAGGUUACCUCAGUGAAGGAAACCUGGAGCCCUUGCUCCAGCUCCUGAGGGUCCUCACUCGUCACGAUCUCUUGCCCUUAGUUUCACGCAAGAAAAGGAGGACAGUGUCUCCAGAACGAAUAGUUCCCUACUUUGCUACACAGAACAAAAUGAUGCCUGUGUCAACAAUAACAGACUGGAGAACUGAUACUAGCAGCCCCUCCCUGCCUGGGGACCCUGCCUGCAGGAGGAGGAGACGGAAGAGGGGUUACGGCUGGAGCCGCAGGCCCAAGCGGUCCAACCGGCCGGGCCCUCCGCAGCUGCCGCCAACAGACGCAGUUUACUUCGCUGACGUGCGGCUGCGCGUUCGUGCCGAGUACCAGGAGCACGAGGCGGCGCUGCGCAGCGGCGUGUCGUCGGACAAACCCCACCCGCUGGAGCGGCAGUUUGAGCUGUUCAGCCGCGCCAGCUCCCUGCUGGGCGCCCGCAGCCUGGGCUCGGUGGGCUGCAACAUAAAGUUCACGGACUGGGAGAACCUGCAGGCCUUCUGGAAGGACUACCUGAGUGGGGUGCUGCUGGAGGCCCUGAAGUGCGUGUUCAUCACCGACUCCAUGCUGCAGGCGGCGGGGCGGGAGGGCGUGCGGCUGCUGAUCAGCGUGGACCAGGACGACUACGAGGAGGGCUGCCGGGUCCUGGCGGCCGGCCGGGGGAGGUUGAGGAUGCCCUCCGUCAGCGGUGGGUAGAUGCAGAGGGGAUUGGGAGCUGCAUCUUAAGACGCAUGUAUAAAUGGUGAAGAUGAAUGAGUUCAUUAUCGUUGUUCCCAGUACAUAACAAAGAAUCAAUCGGCAGCUAUGCACCAGCAGACCAAGGGAAUCCCCUUCUCCUUGAUGCCAUUACAAAGGCAUCAGGAGACAAGCUGGCCGACCAGAGGCCAUACGUUCUAGGUGCUCGCAAACUGUCAUGCAAGAAGAAAAAAACAGAAUAUGGCCGAUGUAGUCACUGUUGGUUUGGGUGUAGUCUGUUAAAGUUAAGAGUUUUGUGUAUUUAACAGCAAGUAAAUGGAAACCAAUUGAUACACGCCUACCUCUCAAAAACACCUGACCAAUGUCAAGGAUAUUGUUUAUUAUAUGACCUUACUUUCUUGUUUUAGGUAAUUUCUAGGGGAGGGAACGGCUCUUGAACCUGAUCUGUGAUUCUGGACAGCUCUGGUUCACACACAGACAGCCUAUUAAACCAGGCGCUCGGUGUGUCCCGUGUGUCAUGAUAACCCAGCUUGAUGUUUUGAGUUGCCGAGUGCAUGGGCAGGUGCCAGUAGAUGACAGUGGUGAUCAGGGCUGGCCCCUGGCGGACCGUGGAAGAUUCAUCAUCGCACUCUUGUCAGUGCUAAGCGGGAUGACAAAAUGGCGCCAUGUAUGUAUCCGGAUCUCCAGCCCUGGCCGCCGCCUGCCAGUAGCUCCCUCUCAGACAGCAAAUGCACAGGACCGUGCGCUUGCGUCAAUGGCAGUGAUGUUGGGAGAUCAAAAUCCAAAGUGCACAUCCCAGCUCCACUCAGCUCCAAUAUGUUGGCCCAGUAGAUGGGCUUCCAGACAGCUGUCUAGUCACCCUGGUGGAACUAAUGCCUGGACUUCACUCAUAGAGGACCCGAUCAAUAGGGGCCCCAAAGUCCCUCCAUACAAGCAAGACUUAAGCACAUAGACUUCUUGCCAGUGUCUCAGGCUAAGGGCACUGCUAGCCGGCACAAAGCAUAAACAUAGAGAGUGCAAGGGACAGCCAUGUUCAUAUUUCUGUUUUUGUCAUUCUGAUGUCUUUGUGUACGUUUAUAUUCAUAGGUGAAAAUGUGAAAAAAAAUGGGGAAAAAAGUCAAAGUGGGAAUGUUUUGUUUAAGAAAGGGAGUAUUUACUCUGAGCAUGUCCUUUUUGGGGGGGGAUUUAUCUUAACAUUGAAUUAAAUUGUGUCAGAACUGUGUCCAUACAAUUAUUUUAUAUCAGUAUGGAAUUGUAAAUGAAUCGGAAGAUAAUAAAUAUAAAUACUUUAGAUGACAUCAAUGAAUGAACAUCCCAUGAUAAUUCAACUACUGAAACUCUUUUGGAAAAUGGUCUAAAUGUAUGACAGCUAAUUAUGCUAUAAUCAUUAUGGGAAGAUAACAAUCAGUACACAUUCUAAAUAUUUACAGUAGGCCGUUUCAUUUUAUUUGAUCAACCUUUUACCCCUGCAUCUUGUAUCUGGCGCCUGAAGCUUAUAACAGUCCUGUAAAUGUACUCAAGUUCUCCAGCCAAUAUGCGUUUUCAUGCAUCUUGGCUUAUGCACGGUUCCAACAUUUACUAAACAGACCGCUGCUCUUGAUUGUUUUUGGGUGAUUAGAAGGCCCGAUUAUUCUCACUUGCCUGUCUAAACACUCAAACUUAAUAACUUAAUUGGCGACAACGUUGUCUUGUAAUCCACAUUAGUCAUCCAGCUGUAAUCAGCACCACGAACAGCGGGCGCUGUCCUUGGUGCUGAUUAUCCAAAACGUACUGUGUCUAAACGCUGCAUUAGAUAACUGCAUCAGAGCUAAAGAAGCUUUUCACCUUUGUUAAAGGAUUCUAUUAAAUAGUUGCAAACGUACCCAUUUUCUAUAAUUUGACCAUAUUUAUUCAACAUUUUUAAAAAGAUGAAGGCUGCUAAACUCAACAUUUUAUUAGAAAAUGUUCAGUUCUGUCCCAAGCGUUGCUCUAGUCCAACUUCGUACUUCACAAAGAAAUGAAUAGCUUUCAUCAUGAACACCCACAAUCAGUCAGUACUUCUAAGACUUGUUUCUAAUUCGAAUAGCCUACAUAAUGCAUUCAUGAUAAAACAAUGUAUCGAGUUGUGUGGCUGUGCAUAUUUUUUAGUUUAGAUAAGUUGUUUAGUCCAGGUAUGACUUAUAUUGACCACAGACCACAUCAAACAGAAGAAAAAAAAACAACGUUAUUUAUGUCUUGUAGACUGUGAAUAUAGCCUAUGAUAACCUGUAUUUGGUCCAUAGGUGCGUCGUCAGGAAGGCCAUGCUCCCAGACGUGUGGUUUCAUGCUGUAGUCCUCACGUGCUCAACGGACGAGGCAAGGUUCGAGAGAUGUAGGCUACCUGCAUUACAGGUAGACGCAUUAAGUUGUAGUAAAAUAUUACUAAAACAACAUUGCCACAUUAGGUUCAAUGUGCAGUAAGGGAAACCAUAUCUGAACAUGGGCAAGAUGUUGGUGCAUUUAGGCUGAGUUUGCAUCCCUUAGGUGUGUAUGUUGGAGCCUAGCUAUGCCUGUGUUAAACGAGUCGGUGAGCUGGUUGAAAAGGUAUUUUAUUUUAAUGUUUGCUAAUGGUAGUCUAUAUUUUGUAGUGUGCAACACAUCUGCGUUUUCGUGCAUGUCUCAUGAAGGUAAAAUACAUGACCCCCAAAGAAAAUACAUGUAUACAGCCACGGACAAUUCCCAUAUAAUCCUCUUGAUGUUACCUGGUAGAUGUAACAAAUUAUAUAAAGGGUUAUUAAUGUUUGAUUGGUUGCCGUAAUUUCUGCGUGUCCCAUGGUGACUGUGGACGGCAGUGCUUUUUAGGAAGGUUCCUUAAACAAAUGACCCGGAAGUAUCUGUUGGAAGCCAUGGUAAGAGCUGAUCCUAUUGUUUAAAUGCUAAAUUGAGAGGCUGCUUGCUUUCGUGUCUCAUUUCACAAAGGGUAAACACAUGCAAUAGAUCGUUUUGUUUGAAAGCUUAAUUUUUUGGGAAAAUAGAGAAAAGUCCAAAAAUCUGAAACAAUAUAAAUUGAACCAAACACAAAAUAGAAGAAUGGCAAUUGGAAAUAAUUAAUUAAUAGCUAUGGGAAAUAAUCCCAUAGCUAUCCCAUCAAAAUCGGGUGACACUUUGGUAAGGAGAUAUUCAACAGAUGUGAAACUGCCCUUUGUGUCGAAUUGUCCAAACACCGCUGAUGUCCUUGUAAUUGUAAAUCUUGACUGCUUUCCUUGAAACAUUAUGUUUUUCAUCGAGGUCAAGUAAAAGUUGUAAUGAAAGGACAUGGGAUGUAAUGUGUUUUACUAUUCAACCAGAGCCACAGUGUGUCUAGCGGUGUAUAUAUUCCCAGAAGAGGGAGAAAAGUCCUGUCGGGUUCCGUAUAGGAAUAGGGCGAGGAUUGAAUGAUGUAGCCAGAUCCCACAUUGUACCCACUUUGCUUUGCAUACACCUAUUUAAUCUGGUCCGAAAGACUCUGAAUGCAAGCCUGACCACCUUAGGAUGUGGUCAUACUCAUCGGAUUUUCUGAUCUAGGACUGUUCGACUAACUGUAACCUUUGCCACCAGAUUGUUCUCGAACCCUUGGUAUGCAACGGAAAUAAUGUCAGUAUAGCUAAACUAACCCCAAACUCAUCUACAUUAUCCGGAAUACCAACUGAGAUACAAUAUUAAAAGUUGUAAUAUGUAACAUUUCAACUAGCUUGUAACUUGAGCGUGCCCAGACAUAUCUUUAGUCAAUGCGGAUUUCAAUAAUGUUGUCAAUAAAAUCACAUACUGCAAAAGAUGUAUUCUACCAUAAAAAAAAUGCUGGCCAGCCCGGACCUCACUCUUUCUUAACAAGAAUGUCCUCCAGUGGGGGCAUGUCUCAUCUUACUAUCAACACUCCAGAACCCCUCCCACUCACACCACCAACACAGACCAGCUAUGCUGACUUUGUCAGUUUGCCUUGAAAAGUCCCAUGCAAGUUAGGGUGAACAGAACCCUGUUGAGGUUUUUCUUAUUCUGAAAGUCAGGGCUCAAUCUCACACAUGGCGACUUUAACUGUCAGUUAUUUUUGCCCAUGUACUGACUGAUAUCACGCAACAUUUUGUUAGCUAACGUUAGCCUAGUCGGUGCACCGCCAUCUUGCCUGCUGACUGGCGAAAAUACACAAGUUAGGCUACAUUUACCUGAAUUAAAGGUGUAUCUAUUCUUCUUUUUAGUGCAAAUCAAUUCCUUUUGCUUCAUGUGUGUGUUUCGAUCUUCCGAAGGUUAAGGCUACACAAAUUCAGCCGGAUUUGGUCAAAGUAAAAUAUCAUAGCAGAAUAUCUUUCAGUGUUAUGGGUGAGGAUGGUCUGAUUGGGCUGUCGAACUACGUUUUGUUUGAUAUGAUCAACCGCUUGUGAUUUGGCACAUUAGACGCCUAACAUCAACCCGAGAAAUAACAUGUCUGAAUUUUUUGUUCUUUCUUGCCUAGUUAGACAAAUCCUACCAUGUGUUCCUUGACGUUGACCAAUAGGAUGUUAAUAUGGCGAGUAGAAAGAGAACAGAACAACAGAACCAUGGGUUUUGCAAAGGUGUUGACAGUUUCACACCGGUUGAUGCUCUUCUGAGCAACGCCCGACGGGUAGCACCAUAUAUAUAUUUUAUAUUUCUUUAUAUAUAUGAAUAAAACAUUCACAGCCCGAAUCCUUCCGUGUCUGAAUUGAAGCAAGCAGAUUUA